AUGUCCUUAGCGACUAUUCGUGUCUUGGUGUGUGGGGCGGACCUUCAUCGAGUGGAGUCGGCGCUUGGUGGCUCUGUAGAGAACACACACUUUGCGUGGAAUCGUCGUUACGAAAUAUCUUGUACUGCUUCAGCGGGUGUUUCUGAGGUUGACAGUCGGCUACUGUCGACGUGUCACCUUGUGGUGCUCACAAGGGGUGCCAGCUCUCCGUUAAAGGUUGAAAGCUAUCUUAGCAAACCCACCGUCGCACUGGAGGAUGCCCCAGAGAGCGCGGUGGACAUGCUAAAGUGUUGUGACUUUUACUAUGGUGUGCACCCUCUGGAAAAUUUGCGUUCAGUAGCUUUGGAUAUGGGCCUUUCCCCACCACACGUUAUUUGGGAUGCCGCAUUACACACGUUUACACGCAACGGUUCAUUGUGCCUUCGUCGCGCCUUUUGGCUUCUUGACAAGGAUGGAGACGGGGUACUAAAUGAGGAGGAGAUACUUGCGUGGCAGCGUUCCGUGACCUCCGCAUGCUUCUCAAAAGCCGACGUUGGUGAAUGGUUUGCUAGUUGUUCCCUGAAGGCCUCCAUCAUGGCGUUAAGUUCUGACGUCUUUAUGAAGCUGCAGGAAGACUUUUUACGGAAUGGCGACGCUAAGCAGGUGUGGGCGACACUUAAUGCAACCGGUAUCUAUCCUGAUGGACUGCCGUAUUCGUGGAGAGACAUACAUGCGGUACGUGUAAGCAAAGAGAGCAACACAUACCUUUCACACACCGCCAUUCAAUUUUUUAGAAACUUGUACAAACUUCGUCGUUUUCAUGAUCUUAACAAUAUGUGGGACGUCACCCCCGGCUGCCCGUGGAAACACGUGCAUGGGUUUCUUAAGAGACAAAUCCCACUGGAUAAGUUUAUUGAAUACUGGAAGUAUUUGGCAUUGACAAACAGGAGUGUGGUUGUGCAGUAUGCCAGAUAUUGGGGUUAUAAAGGGGAUACAAGUAUUUUGUUUUUGUUACGGCAUGCGCGCCCAUACCGUGAAUUGGAUGAGGCUGUACCUAACACAAUUCAGGUUCUUGUAGUUGGAUCCCCUGGAUGUGGGCGGAGAAGUCUUAUGUUUACACUUACUGCAUUGGAUGAGGAGGUCUACAACGACGAAGAAAUGGAUGCAUCGCAGGGCAUGUACGUCCGAACCACGACGUUUCCUGUAAGGCAUGGUGAAGGAGACAUACUGCAGACGAUAGUGUAUACCACCGUACCCAUUGAUCACCUUAUGAAGGUCUUAGGCGAUGAAAUGCUGGAAAAACAGCUGGACGUAGUGCUUCUCUGUUAUGAUGGGAGUCGUGUUGAAGAAACUACACCGCCCAUUAUGCGUGCAUAUCUGGACGCUAAGGCGUCACCAUUGCGGUGCUGUAACUUGCCUUUUGUGGUUGUCAUGACGAAAGCGGAGGCUUCCACAUCCCCGGAGGCUUUGAGUGAGGGGAGUAAGACGAUGGAGCACUUUUGUCGAGAGCACCAGUUACUAUGGCCUCCUGUUGUAACUAGCGUAGAAUCUCCUGACAAAUUUGAGAUUGUUGCGCUUAAUGAAUACAUGUAUGCGGUCGCCAAGGAACCCGAAAUUGCUGUGGGAAAUCCACCUCUAACUCCCAUGAGAAUAUUACGGCGCGUUGCAAUCGUGACAUUUUUUACACUCGCCGUAGGAAGUAUCACGCGUUUGGUUCUUCGACGACUUCGUAAAAGGCGGUAA
Messenger RNA from Trypanosoma rangeli, 1722 nucleotides. RefSeq names its product Ras like protein family, member T1. The record is from RefSeq and is a predicted model, not a curated record. Bases 1 to 1722 code for a protein of 573 amino acids. Gene Ontology annotation, molecular function: calcium ion binding. Lineage: Eukaryota; Euglenozoa; Kinetoplastea; Trypanosomatida; Trypanosomatidae. The transcript has a single exon.